AUGUUCGCGGCCGCUUGUGCGGUGACCAUCGGGGAUGGCAAUCGCGCCAAUUUUUGGUACGAUAGCUGGCUCCCCGAGGGCGCGCCGUUCCUCUUGGUGCCCGAGCUCUUUGCGGCCUCUAGACGCAAAACCCGCACGGUGUGCCAGGCGCUUGCCAGCGGCAAAUGGGUCCAAGACCUGCGCGGCAGGGUCAAAACCGAGCUCCUUCCGGCUUUCGUCAAGCUGUGGGUGUGUAUCCAGUCGCGGCAGCCACUGAUCACGGGCACUGGCGAUGUUUUCCGUUGGCGGCUGACCGAAAACAGUGUAUAUUCCGCCGCCUCGGCCUACAGUGCCUUCUUCAUCGCCUCUACUACGUUUCCACUACGACAGGAGAUCUGGGCGGCGUGGGCACCGGCCAAAUGCCGCAUCUUCGCCUGGUUGCUCACCCAGCGUAGGAUCCUCACGGCCGAUCGUCUGCUUGCCAGGCAAUGGCCAAACUCCUACUUCUGUCCGCUUUGCAUUCGGAACCUCGAGACGGCGGCACACCUUGCGGUGGAAUGCACCUGGUCUCGGGAGCUCUGGGGUCUGGUGGCAAAUCGGUUUCGCGUCCCGGAGCUCGGACCUGAGCUCUGGACGGACCAUUCCUCCCUGUCGGCCUGGCUCAGUGGCAUGAGCAGCUGCCCCGCCACGCGCAAGCUGGCGCGCUCUGCUGCCCUGCUCAUCCUUUGGUGGAUCUGGAAGGAGCGUAACACACGCAUAUUCGAGAGAGGCGCCGAGCGAUCACCGCGGCAAGUCUUGCAGCUCCUGCUAGUGGAGGCAAGCGAAUGGGCGUUGGCAGGCGGCCGACACCUCUCUUUGCGAGAGUAG
Molecule: messenger RNA, 846 nt
Organism: Aegilops tauschii subsp. strangulata
Lineage: Eukaryota; Viridiplantae; Streptophyta; Magnoliopsida; Poales; Poaceae
Source: RefSeq, a predicted model, not a curated record